CGGUUCCGGUUCCGGCGGGGCCUGGUGUGGCGGCGGCGGCAGCAGCAGGAUGGGGCUGAGCGCGGAGGAUGCGGCCGAGCAGGAGGAUCGCUUCGACGGCAUGCUGCUCGCCAUGGCGCAGCAGCACCAGGGCGGCGUGCGCGAGCUUGUGAACACCUUCUUCAGCUUCCUGAGGAGGAAGACAGAUUUUUUCACGGGGGGAGAAGAUGGAGUGGCAGAGAAGCUGAUCACAGAUGCUUUCAACCACCACAACAAACUGGCUCAGAAGGAGCGGAAGGAGAAGAAGGCCCGUCAGGAGGCCGAGCGGCGCGAAAAGGCCGAACGUGCCGCCAAACUGGCCAAGGAAAAGCAGGAAGCCAACGAGCCAAGGAUCAAGGAACUCACAGAUGAGGAAGCAGAAAGGCUGCAGCUCGAAAUCAACCAGAAGAAAGAGGCACAAGGACAGGUCAACAGUGUCCCAGUGAAACCCUCAGAGGAUGAAGCUGAAUCAGAUUCUAACAAACAGGGAACAGAUGACGAAGAGGAAGACGAGAAGGAUAAAGGAAAACUUAAACCCAACUCUGGCAAUGGAGCUGACCUUCCAAAUUAUAGGUGGACACAGACUCUUUCAGAAUUGGAUCUGGCCAUCCCUUUCAAGGUGAACUUCAGGUUGAAGGGGAAGGACGUGGUGGUGGAUGUCCAGAGACGCCGCCUCAAAGUCGGCCUGAAGGGCCACUCUCCUGUCAUUGAUGGGGAGCUCUUCAAUGAGGUGAAGGUGGAGGAGAGCUCCUGGCUCAUUGAAGAUGGUAAAACAGUCACUGUGCACCUGGAGAAGAUCAACAAGAUGGAAUGGUGGAACAAACUGGUCUCCACAGACCCGGAGAUCAACACCAAGAAAAUUAAUCCAGAGAACUCAAAGUUGUCAGACCUGGACAGUGAAACUCGCAGCAUGGUGGAGAAAAUGAUGUAUGAUCAACGACAGAAAUCCAUGGGCCUGCCCACGUCUGAUGAACAGAAGAAGCAAGACAUUUUGAAAAAGUUCAUGGAACAGCAUCCAGAAAUGGACUUUUCAAAGGCUAAAUUCAACUGAACCCCCCUUUUCUCCCCCCCCUCUUUGAGUCAGCCCGUUGAAUGGGGCAGGAUGUGUAGGGUUGGAUAUUCCUCACCUUGGGCAAGUAAAACUUCCAGCAUCCCCACCCGAGCCUGCUGUGGAAGCAGCUCCAUGGAGUCACCCCAGUCUCCUGUGUGGAGCAAGAGGCAGGGCCACAGAGCAUUCGCAGCAGCUCCAACCAUCUGCCACAAUUCCCAAAGGGCAGUGGGGAGAGGAGGAGGGGUUAGAGCAAAAAAAAAAAAGGGUGUUAGGGCUGAGAGAGCCAGGCCUGAGAGGAUUUGGGGUAUAUCCUUAAUGUACUGCUUUGCUUCCUCGGGCUCUUCAGAGCUGCUCAUCCACUCCUUGCCAGUUCAGUUUGGCACAGGUACCUCCUGAGUUUUACUCCCUCCUGCUCUCUUGGGAAAACAAGGGUCAGUUUAUUUUGUGAAAUAAUUCUCCUUCUGCCUCCUUGGGAAGGGAAAACAGCAGUUCAAACCCACAGCUAUUGCAGCAGAGACAAACUCUGCUUCUCCUUGCUGCUGCUUCUGUUCUUGCCAGAAGCGGGACAGCUGGAGAGGUCAACCUGCUGUCCUACGGCAAGGAGAGGCUGGAGAGUCUGUGGUGUGGGCAGGAGAGGACAUUUGGGGACUCUGGGGGUGCUGUUCCUGCUGGGAGUAUGUCUCCUGCUGGGAGUGUGUCUCCCACCUCUUUUCCAAGGGCCUCUCUCCCUGUUGAAUGCUGACGAGCGUUGCUGCGCUCUGUGCCGAGCUCCUGCUGACGGGUGGCAUCACUCUGCAUGUUCAUAUCUGUUCAAACUGCAGUGCAACAUAAAGGAAAAAAAGUGGAAUAUU
Molecule: messenger RNA, 1920 nt
Organism: Neopelma chrysocephalum (saffron-crested tyrant-manakin)
Lineage: Eukaryota; Metazoa; Chordata; Aves; Passeriformes; Pipridae
Gene: NUDC
Product: nuclear distribution C, dynein complex regulator
Exons: 9
Coding region: 50-1069 (339 amino acids)
Biological process (GO): protein folding
Cellular component (GO): cytoplasm
Source: RefSeq, a predicted model, not a curated record